Molecule: messenger RNA, 891 nt
Organism: Cucurbita pepo subsp. pepo (vegetable marrow)
Lineage: Eukaryota; Viridiplantae; Streptophyta; Magnoliopsida; Cucurbitales; Cucurbitaceae
Source: RefSeq, a predicted model, not a curated record
CAAAUGCAAGCAUCACUGAUGCAAUCAGGAGUUGGCCACUGAUUUUAGGAAGCUCCGCUAGUAAAUUGGAAUUGAUGGUGGACAGCUUUGAUGAGCUUGGUGUUCGAAGCAAGAAGUUGGGUCAGGUGAUUGCCACAAGUCCUCAGUUAUUACUCCAGAGACCUCAAGAAUUUCUUCAGGUCGUUUCAUACUUGGAAGAGAUAGGGUUCGAUAAAGAAAGUGUUGGCAGGAUACUUGCUCGUUGUCCAGAGAUAUUUGCAACUAGUGUUGAGAAAACACUGAGGAGGAAGCUUGAAUUUCUAAUCAGUAUUGGUGUUUCCAAGACUCAUCUACCUCGGGCAAUUAGAAAAUAUCCCGAGCUUCUCGUGUCUGACCCUGACAGAACUUUAUUCCCACGUAUAAGGUACCUGAGGCAGAGAGGGCUCUCAAAGAGGGAUAUUGCCUUCAUGGUUGGUAGAUUCUCUCCUCUACUGGGGUAUAGUAUAGAGGAAGUAUUGAAACCCAAGCUAGAUUUCCUUGUAAACGUCAUGGAGAAGCCAAUAAAGGAAGUGGUUGAGUAUCCAAGGUAUUUUAGCUAUUCAUUGGAAAAGAAGAUAACUCCAAGGUUCCGGGUGUUAAAGGAGAGGAAUAUAGAAUGCAAUCUAAAGGAUAUGUUGGGUAAAAAUGAUGAGGAGUUUGCUGUUAUGUUUAUGGGCGACAAAGGAACGUAAUAUUAUUUAAGUUCUUCACCCACUGAAGUGUAAGAAAUUUUGUCUCUAGUCAUAAAGUUGUGUAAAUAAUCUCCUACCUUUUUAGGAAACUAUUUGUAGAUUAUACAGUCAAAUGGCCAAGCCAGUUUCAAUUUUUGGGUUCUAAUAGGGAGGGAUCUAGGCUGGAUCCAUGUGGAACUUA